Messenger RNA from Symbiodinium sp. CCMP2592, 1410 nucleotides. Lineage: Eukaryota; Dinophyceae; Suessiales; Symbiodiniaceae. The record is from the annotation of a GenBank genome assembly.
AUGAGCGGCCUGGACCUUCAGCUUCAGGAUCAGCCUGAGAAUCAGCCGCCACUGAAAGAGCGACUCUUCAGCUACCUCCGAGAUCGCCUCCAUUCCGCUGUCGAGUUCAUUCGGGCAUUCGCUUCAUUGGAGUUGGCAUCCCGGCGAGGUGUCUCUUUGCAAUCCUUAGGUGGGCAGCAAGUUGAUGCUGCUCUUCUGGACGAAUGCUUGGAGGAUCUGCGGCCGCAGUGUGACUUCCCGGUGCCACCCGGCACGUUGUAUGGAAAGCCCGAGAGCACCAAGCUGGAUGAGCAGAUCGAGAAGAUCCGCAGUGGCACUGCUGAGCCGAAGCCCGUCUCGGUUCUCAUCCGGUACCUCCGACUAGAGCCGGACACCGUCAGCAUCGUCAAGGUGGAUGUCGUGGAUCAGUCCUUUGCUCAGGGAUUUGAACAUUUCUGGAUGGUCUCCGAUGUGUGGGCCAAGAUCGGCAUGACCACAGAAUGGUUUCAGUGGCAUUCGCGGCAGCUGAGAACGGGGGCCAUGGCUGAAGCGGAAAGGUCGUGGGAUCUUUCGAAGCGACAUAUCGUUCGGCCGCAAAGCUACAAGGGCGAGCAAGAGGUGACCAAGUUGCCGGGAGUGAAUUAUGAUUUGUUCACCACCCCAGGAAUGCUCCAGGUGUUCGCCAUCAUGGCCCAGGUCCGAGGAUUGAACGCCCAAACACAAGUCAAUAUAGUUACGCUGCUGAGAAAGAUAGUCCCUUUGGCUUCUUUUCCGGAUGGUGUGGCAAUCCUGCCAAACCUUCCACUGAAAGUUGUGACUGGGCAGCUGAAGCUGAAACGCUUCUUCGCAGCUUUCGGAGAGGAGGCGAAACCACUUCUGAGACAGAGGUGGGAGAACUGUACGUCUUUGGGGACGGCACGAAGCAACCUGGAUGGCUUCGUGCAUGUUGCAGACCUUUUUUGGUAUUGCAUGCGAUUGCAGGCAGACGGCUUGGAAUCUGUCCCUGUUACGAGACUGCAGAAGCGGAUGUUGCACAUCGUGGCACAAGGGCUUGAGACGGCCUUCUGUAACGGCUCCAUUCGCUUGAGAAACCGUGUCCCCAAGCCCGAAGACGAGCCAGAUUGUGACACGCCCUUCACGACCGGGUCUCUGUCGCGCAACGCUGCGAUGUGCCGCGAGGAGCUCUUGAAAAGAUUCCUGACCAAAAAAUCAGGUUUCGUCAGCAGCACGGGCCAUUCUGAGAACGACAACUUGGUCGACAUCCCAGGCGCUCAAGGACGAAGCUUGGGCAGUGUGGCGGCCUCUCAGCUUGUUUCGGCGUACUGGGCUAAUGCUUCUUUGGAGUUCCUAUCGAAGCUUGAACGCCAAAAGUUCCGCCACAUGGCGUACUACGAGGACGGGGCCAAGGUUUCCACUCACGAGGCCGGUUGA